UACUGGACGAGGAUGUCAUUUAACCUUUGAUUGAUUGGCCGAAUUUGUGUACCCAGACCUAGGCAACUAUCUCGCGCAUGACAACAGCCAUUACAGCGGUGACUGAAUUGGAAGCUUUACCAUCUGGAGAUGUGAAGCUUUUCCAACGAAUGCUUUGCAUACUGGAGGAUUUUCUUACAUGUAGCAGAGGACUUGUAGCAGAGGACAUUUUAAUUGAGGAACAGCGGUGGGUUUUCCUGUUUGCUGGUGUUAACGCAAGAAACUCGCGAGUUAGAAGUCUGGAAAAACGCCGGUUCAGAUCGUCUGCUCCAACCACCUCCUUCUCUUUUGGUCUUGUACUCAAGCAAGUGUUUACAUGCGACUUGCGAAUGGCAGUUCUUGCCGUAACAUCCGGUGCUUACCAUGUAUGAGAUAAACACUGAAAAUGUGCGUUAUUCGUCAGAGAUGGAAAACCCAAAAUUUGACCUUGGACCAAGACGUAAAAACAACAAUCCUCCACCUGAUGUCAGCAAAGACGACAUAGCAUCAGUUAUUAAACUGAGACCUCCUGCCAAGAAAACUUGGGAGCCUGAUGUAAGAGCUCUGAUCUCCACCAAGAAAUGGCUUAGUACCUACGGGCUCAAGAAAAACCGUCUUACUGUGGAUCAAAUCCUGGCUCAAGUCGGAUUCAAGCACAGCGAUGAGUAUGACCGAGCGCUAAAGAAACCAGUUUGCUCAAGAUAUGGAGAGGGAUUGUUUACCAGGUAUCCUGCAAGAAAUGGAAAAGUCUACAAUGUAAAUGUCAAGGUUGGUAGGGAGAAAAUCAAGCAACUUGAGAACAGCUUGCUCGCUGCCAUCAACCUGUACAAGCGACGUAUUGAGUGGUUGACAAGUGAAGCCCGACGGCUGUUUGGUGUAAUUGAAGAUCACUGUAUCACCAUUGUUCUUGACAUCAAGACAAGCUCCCCUCUUCAGUUUGAUCACUGCCGUAAUGCUAUCAUCAGGGUACUACAGGAACAAGUGUCCCAGAUAGCAAAGUUUAACUUAAUCAGAGCUGCACAGGACGUGGUGAUAUUUCAACCUCAAGCUGUCCCUGUAUCCAGAGACAGUCUUCAAAAUGCUAUUGACUGGCUACAUAACCUAGAUAGUGUGGCUGAAACAACCAAGACUAGUGCCUGUGAAGGCAUCAGAAAGGCAUUUGAGGACAAAAAUGUUGAGGCUGUGUAUCUUUUCUCUGAAGGAAGUUCAGCCAGCACCAAUAUGGAGCUAACAUUGCAGAAGGUCCGAGAUGCUCCACUACCUGUGCAUGUUGUAGCUUUCAACAAUACAGACUCCAUUACCAUCAAAUAUCUUAAAGAUAUAUCACGUUUGACUGGAGGAAGAUUCCAUGCAUUUGCCUUCAACAAGCUUGAUUCUGAUGUGAGUGGGACCAGUGGAUUCUCACUAGACAACAAGAUCCUGAUGGGGGGUGUACCUCCAGGGGCAGGGCCAAGAGAGGAUGUGAUAGCUAUGUUUGCUGAGCUUGAGGAGGCUAGGCAUGCUCUCUCAGAUGUACAGGUUUUGCUGGACAACACAGUGCCCGAUGGAAAACCAGACAGUGCUCGUCUGUCUAUACAAAACGGUGAUGUUCCUGGCAGUGGUGAACGUAGUGAGCAGUACAUGAGCUCCAAGGAGUGGCUGCACAGACAUGGUCUAAAGCCUCGUAAACUGGACCUCUAUGAUGCGUUAAGUCUCUGCUCCUUCAAGCAUUGUGAUGGAGUUGUGGAUGUGAAGAGACCUCCAGAUGAUGAAUAUACUGAUGCUGCCACGAGAAACAAACUUGUGAAUGCCAAGUACUGUGAUAAGUUCUGCCAUGUUACUUGGAAGGAUGGGUCUCUCAAACAUGUACACGUCACAGCCGACAUUCAUCGAAAUUAUGAGAGGAAAAUGCUUGUAGCUCUGGAAGACUACCAAAGAAGGAUUGACUGGUUGCAGCAGGGUAGUAGAGAGUUGUUUGGGACGAUCAUUGAGAAUGAAGUUUACAUCCUGAUUGAUACAUCCAACUCAAUGGAGAACCACCUAGGACUGGUGAAAGAAAAGCUCCUCAAACUCAUGCAGGAACAACUUCGACACAAGUCUCGUUUCAACCUGGUCAAAUUUGGUAGUCGGAGCAUGUCAUGGCGGGAUCGUAUGGUUGAAGUCAAUGAAUCCAGCUUACAGGGUGCAUGGCAGUGGGUCCGUAACUUGUCUAUUAGUGGAUCAACUAACACACUGGCUGCCUUGAAGACAGCACUGAGUGAUGUCAACACUCAGGCAGUAUAUCUACUGACAGAUGGCAGGCCUGAUCACCCUCCCAAAACCAUCCUAGCCCAGGUACAGCUUCAGAAAGCUGUUCCUAUCCACACCAUCUCCUUCAACUGCAAUGACCGUGAAGCCAAUGACUUCUUGGCUCUGCUUGCUGCAGACUCUGGAGGGCGCUAUCACUACUACUCAGAUGAGCUCCUUGGUGUCUCUCCCGAGAUUGCAGGUCCCCAGCCCUAUGAAAGUGAGGAUGUCCGACUGCUGAAGGAGGAGAUAAAGAAAGGCAAAGAUGACAUGAAGAAACUGGCUGAUCUUAGAGCACAGUGUGCUCUGCUGGACUGGGGGAACUCUAGGAGUGAGGAGUUAGGAUGUGGACGAGAUCAUGGCAUCAGAAAGAGGCCGUCAUCAGCUAUUGGUCUACGAUCAGCUUCCCAGAUCCUCAGCCGAGAUUCAGCAAGCCCCAUCCCACCCCGCAACUCACGACCCACUAGUGCCCAUGGCUACCAAGCAGCAAUGCGUCGCCCUAUGUCGUCAUUAAGCAUGAGUUCAACAACCCAUGAAAAAUGCAAGCCUAGAACCAGAACAGCAACAUAUCCACCACGACCCAACUCAGCUGUUUCAAAGAAAAGCAAGCCAAACGUUACCUAUCACACCAAGACAAGUUGGCUGCGAUUGAAAGGCAGCCUGGAUGGUUGGGUGGUUCCUGAGACCAAAAGUAUGCUCCUCAAACAGCAGGAAAGGGUCAAUACAGCUCUCCAAGGCCUUGAAAAUGAACAACAAAAACUGAAAGCACCCAGGAAAAAGAAAGUUGUCGACCCAUUGAAGAUGUCCUCUAAACGUUGGCUGCAGAAACAUGGUUUGAAGGCUCGUAAGCUGACCAUCUACGAUGCCUUAGGAAAAACAGCGGUCAAGCAACGGUCUAAAUAUGUACCCAUCUUAGAUAAACACAUCAUCUCACAGGUUUUCAAUGAUAUCCUACCCUUGGCUCAUGUGACAGACAACAAACAAGAGAUCAGCCUGGUCAAUCCCAAUGGCAUUGACUUGAAAACCUAUGAUGAGAAAUUAGAGAAAGCUAUCAGUGGAUUCAACAAGAGGCUGGACAGGAUAGUGUGGAAAGCUCUCACACCAGAAGAACGAAACCAGUUUGACUGUGAAGAUCCCAUCUCUUUUCUGGACAACCGCAAGGACUGUCUGGAUGCCCUGGACCGGUUGGGUUGGCCCCUGCCAGAGAAAGACAUCAUCCUGCUAGAAGAUGAGAUAGAGACCGGCAACAGGUAUCUCAGGCACAGCCAUGCUAUCCAGAGAGCAGUCCGGCAGAAGAUGAAUGGGUCACAGUCUGGUGGAUCUACAGGGAGGAGUCUUGAAGAGAUCACACCCAGAAAAGAGGAAGUUGUCAAAAGGAGGCAGCCAAAGGCUUCAGAGGAUACCUUUGAAGAUGCCUCAGUGGUUUCUGGAACAAGGCAGAGAAGGAUCGCAGAGGAUGUGUCAGAGGGAAGCUAUCACAGUGAUGAUGAAGAGGAUGAGUCAGAUGAUAAUAGGAGUAGAUCGGAAGACAGCAGUGACUCCAGUGAUGAAGAGCUGAGGAAUGUCCGUGACAGUGAUGAUGAUGAUCAAUCCAGCAAUGAUGAGGUAAAAAAAGCAAGAGUGGUUGUGAGGGGUGGACCGGGCACAAAGACGAAGCUGAAACACAAAGCCCCAAGAAAGAUGAAGUCAACAGUAUCAGAACAAAAUUACCCAAUCAGGCUGUCCCUAAGGUCAAAGGUCAUUGCACGGAGCAGUGUGAAUGGGCUGUAUUAUCCAGGUAUUGUGUGUGGCAUCACUGAUGCAAGGCAUGUUGAGAUAAGGUUCACAGCUGAUGAUACCAAGGAAGUCAUUCCUAGCAGAUUUGUCAUUGAGACCCAAGGAGCCAGGCCAGCUCCUUUGUUACGAACAGGUGAUUUUGUGAUGGUUCGUUUUCUGUCGGCGGACUCUGAAGUCUGGAUGCCUAGCAUACUACAAUUUGGACCCAAAGAAGAAAGCAGACAAGCCAAGUACUACACAAUUAUAACAUACGACCACAGAUCGCUGGAUGUACCUCGGAACAGUCUGAUCAAGAUUGCCCAGGCUCGUUAUAACUUCAUGGUGCGUUACAUCUGGUCAUUACGCAAGUCUGCCAGGGUACCCAAUGCCGUUUGGCUGGUUUCAGGAGAGAAUAGAGAUCAAGAUCAGGUUAUCCAAGAUCUUGAGGAUGACUCUGGUAUACACCUGUCAUUGCUUCAGAGGACACCCUCUGUGGAACAAGAAGCUCAAACUGAACGGCCACAGACGGCCAGUGAAGAAGUGCAAGCAGAUGACACAGCCCCUGAGGACAUCCGAGAGAAGUUGUCAGAAUUACAGCAACAAAUGAGAGAGCAGCAUGAGGAACACAUACAAACACAGCAGGUAUUGCAGGAGGAAUUGAAGGAGAGUUUCAAACAGCAAAAACUGAUGGAUGACCACCAGAACCAACUGCUACAGAAACAUGAUGACUUGCUGCAUAAACACUCGCAACUGCAACGCGAUUAUGACACCACCACCAGACAACACCAGAAACUGCAGAAACGACACUCCAAGCUGAAGGGCAAACACAGUCUACUCAAAGAAGAGCAUGACACGCUGGAGACAACACGCAGGGAAUUAGAUGACAGGUUGCAUGAUAUGUCAAGUAAGCAUGGAUUACUGGAAAACGAGUACAGUUCUUUGAAGGGAAAACAGGAUGAUUUGGAGAAACAACUCCAGGAAAAGUUAAGGCUGGAUGAAGAAAUGGAAAGGACUAGGUCCCAGACAGAAGGCCUGGAUGGGGAUGAGAUAGCAGUGGGUGCAGGGGGCAUUAAUGAAGAUGCUGAGAGAACUGAGGAGGAAGAGAAAGAGGAGGAGGAAGACAAGGGCAAAGAUGAGGCUGUGGAUGGGGAAGCAGAUGGUGCCAUGGAGCUUGCAUGGGCUGGGGAUGAUGAUGAUGAUGGAGUAGAUGAAGCUGACUUCAAGAGAAAGAUUGACAUCGGCGAUGAAGUCUUGGCUCAGUCUCCUGAAGAUGGCUGGUUCUAUAGAGGAACAGUGAACUCUAAGAGUGAAGACUCAGAGUUUUAUGUUGAAGACAGCAAUGAAACUAUCCAGAAGGUGUCUACCAAGUACAUCUUGACAGACAAGGAUGAUGGAAACAGGGUGAUAAAGCAAGGAGAUAACGUCAUUGCCUUGCAUCCAGGCCACCCCUUCCGCUACGGUCCAGCCAUCAUUACCAAGGUCCUGCAGGAUCUGUGGUAUCAGGUGGAAUUCUACGAUGAAGAGACUGCAGACGUACCCAGGGAGGAGAUGUACUAUGUGACCCCAGACUGCCAUGAGGAGGUCAAGGAAGCCAUCUUGGUUGGGGAAGAUCGCUGGGUGGGGCACCCUGCUGUUGCUAGGAGAAAUGAGGAUGGUGUCUACUAUUUAGCCACCGUUAAGGAACGCAUCAACCGAGGGCAGUAUUUUGUUGUGGAGUGGCCAGAUGAUAUGACAAGCAAGCAACACUGCAAGCACAUCUUUGGUGCCUUCUCACGUCGUCAACGUUUUGCUCUCGGUGAUUAUGUCCUCGCCAUGGCCAGCGCUGUUAACAUGACAUAUUACCUACCUAGUAAAAUCACUGCGGUUGAAGGCAACAAGUUAGUGGUGGAGUUCUGUGACGGAUCAAGCUCGAAUAAUGUGGACCCGAUCCAAUGUUUCUGGCUUUCAGAGGGAUAUUAUGAAAGCAGCCAACUCUUCCACAUGCGAAAAACUGCUGAGGUACCUGCCAUCUUACCUACACCUCUGCUACCGACUCCGCCUAGGUCACGACCUAGUUCAGCCUCCAGCAUUAGUUCAAGGUCAAGCCUGGGGUCAAAGUUCAAAAGGUCUGGUUCAGUGACAUCUAGCAUUUCUAGUAAAAGCAAAUCAAUUUCUUUGGCAGCUGAUGAGUGGUAGUUCUUUCUGUCAAAUGAAAGUGAUAUUUUGAGAAUCUUCAAUCUACACGCUAUAUCAAAUAGCAAUACUUGCAGGGUUUGAGUGCAUCAUUCUGGACAUUUAUGUCAACAAGACAUUUAAGCGCCAUUUUAACUAUUUCUAUCCAAGAUUUACCCUCCCAAAAUCAAAAUCAUAUAUGGCCGAUAAAUCACAUUUUCCUCAGUCAAAAAGAUGAAUAAUCCCCCAUGGAAGAUUUUACCUCUUUUUUUUGGUCACAAAUUUCAUUAGCAAGUGGUUUCAAGGUAGUGUGUGAUACAGCAGUGCAUUGAUCCAAUUGAAAUGAACAGAAACACUUAAAAAAUCUAAAAAUCUGGUUUAAUCUAAGGGUGUGUGUGACCUUACUUGAUUUCUUGAAAUUCUUCAUAAAGCUUGCAUACUUUGAUUUUCAAUCAUGUGUGAGGUGUGCAACUUCAAAUUACGCAAUGUAUAGAGUGCAAAAAUGCUUUGAAAUUAUGGAAUUGGUAAUUAUUUUCUGUAUCACAGUUUUACAAAUAAAAGUGUGCAUGUAAAAAUUAAUAGUUCAAGUGUAAAUAUUAAGAACUGUGCUUUAUAUAACGGGUUUUGCCCUUACCCAACGUAUAUUAAUAAGCACUGCAUGCUCACUGCUUGUCCGAGAGCUUGCGA
This is a messenger RNA of Acanthaster planci (crown-of-thorns starfish), 6876 nucleotides long. Its product is annotated as von Willebrand factor A domain-containing protein 3B-like. The record is from RefSeq and is a predicted model, not a curated record. Lineage: Eukaryota; Metazoa; Echinodermata; Asteroidea; Valvatida; Acanthasteridae.